Molecule: messenger RNA, 1137 nt
Organism: Miscanthus lutarioriparius
Lineage: Eukaryota; Viridiplantae; Streptophyta; Magnoliopsida; Poales; Poaceae
Source: the annotation of a GenBank genome assembly
AUGCAGUCCUCCACCUUCCGCAACGAGCUCGUGGUCGUACGGGCGUGCUUCCUCCUUGGCUGCGCUGAUGGCAUUGCUGCCUGCAGCAUCGAUGGCUCUGACCAGCAAGCCCGCACCAUGCUGAAUCAGGCCGCCCAGAUUGUCUAUGUCCUGUUCCUGCUCCUUUCCUACCCCAGCUCCUUGCACCUCCAGAUCAGAGUUGUCCUCUUCAACGUUGUUAAGCUCUCGAUGCGCCUGUGGGGUUUCCUGCUGGCGGGUAGCCGAGAACAUACUCUCGCCGAGGAGAACAGGUUCAUCACCAGGAGAGACAGGCUCAUGCCGAGGAUGGACGUAGAGGAGACAGAGAUGUGGACAUUCAGAUGGCAGCUCCUGCGUCGCUUCACUGGGUGCUAUCCCACCCGCAAAGAGUAUGAAACCAGUUGGAACCCGCCUGGGGACGUCGAAGAGCAUGAGUGGGAGUACCGUAUCACCGAGGUGGAGCUCGGUUUUCUGUUUGAUUUCUUCUACGCGAGGCACCCAUCUCUUCACCAAACUUUGGUACCUGAGACACUAGUGUUCAGCGCGGCGGUGACGCUGAGCUUGUGUGCUCUCUUCUCCCCAGCCUUGCUGCGGUACCGUGGCCCUGACCCUGAGGGUGACGACGCCCUCGUUGGUUCAUCCGCUGCGGCGGUCGCCACGGGAUUCGACAUCUGGCUGACCAGGCUGACCAUUGUUCUGUUCUUGAUGGUAGAAUCGUUCCAGUACAUGACACUGCUGUUCUCGGACUGGCACAAGGUGAGCAUGGCGUGCAGGUUCUCCGUUUCAUCGAAGUCUGUGGGCUUUCACAUCUUCAAGCUAUGUUCGUUCGAGUGCUCAGACUUCAAAAUCUUCUUCCACCUCUGGCAUGGUGGCGGGCCAAACUAUGAAGCAGAGUUGCGCAACUGGGAAGCAAUGCAAGCAGCCGAAUGGUCUGACGUUGUCAAAAGAGGCCCUCCACCUCAGCGCCAGCCUACUCAUCUUACAGGUGCCAAUGCUAUCCCUAUCCAUGGUCAUCAUCGUCUUCCUCUUGCUUCAUUUUCCAUGGAGUUUUCAAAUUUCAAAUUUCACAAUAAUCCUGGCCGAAGACUGGUUUUUACGCGUAUUAAUUUUGGUAAUUAA